UAAGAAGAAUUAUAAUUAUCGGCUAUGGCAAAAUUUUUGGCGACCAUUAAAGCAAUAAUAACACGUUUGGUAUUUGCAUCGCACGGUUUUAUCGCUAUCUGGCAAGUAACAACUUUCAAGAAAAAUCCAUAUUUCUGGUACUUGAGCUGUCCUAUCUUGUUGCUGUUCUUCGAGGGUAUUUUCACGCUUACUAUAAAGGAAAAUCAGGAAUGGAAAUGGUUUUGUCCAUCUGUAUUUUUAUAUCUUAGUAGUGUGGUACCUGCAAUCUGGUUGCUAGAACUGGACAAAGUAGACAAGAGACUGAAAUCUCGCGGACCGAAUGUCAAUAUAUCUGAGAAUUUAGAUUUAUCCAAUCUGGCAGCUGGUGAUUUAAAACACCUGGAAAAAGCUUUGGGCGUGAACAUUAAAUUACCGGUUAUAAAGAUUUCGACAGAAACAUGGGUCACUCUGAUCGAGCAGUUCUUAAUGCUGAUUCUAAUAAUCGGCCGAUGGAUGUUGCCAAAAGGUGACUUGACUCGAGAUCAGCUAAGCCAGCUGCUAUUAGUCUACAUUGGUACUGCAGCCGACAUCAUUGAAUUCUUCGAUUCCUUUAAGGAAGACAGAAUAGCAAGAGAGCCCGUACUUGUGUAUCUGACUCUGGGCAUCUGGGCAUGGUCUCUAAUGCAGUUCACGGUUGUACUGACCGCCACUAAGUCAAGGAAAUCCCGAUUAUCGUCCGGUACUGUCGCUAGAAAGAAAGUCCGAACGGAAACUAGUUGCUGCAGCAUCGACGUAUGGGGAAUUGCUCUUAACAUGCUUCUUCAAGACGGACCGUUUCUGGCAUUUCGUUUAAUAUUGAUAAUACAUUAUCAGAUAGUUAGUUACAUGAAUAUAUUCUUCACGUGCAAAAAUACAUUGGUGAUACUACUACAAUUGUAUCGACUUUACGUGGUACAAACCGAAAAUAGGAGUAAGCGGAAUAAAAUAUACAAUAAAAUGGAUGUAUCGAAUAUUAGUAUUAUUUCUCGUGGUGACAUGUAUAAAGAUGUGAGAAUGAGAAAUUCGCGGGAUAAUAACAGACAUAAGAAUCGACGUGAUAAGGACGUAGAAGCAAAUUAUAGUGAGACUGAAGAUUCCAGAGAAGAUGAUGAUAAAUUCGAUUCGUCACCAAAACAUGUCGGUCGUAUCAAACGAAAAAAUCGCCAAGACACUGGAUACUCUACCUCAAGCUCUCGUAAUUCUAACAAACACGACAAAUUGCAUAAACGUGAGGGGAAGAAGAAAUUGUCGCGUAGAGAGGAAAUUAGACGUGGCGCUUCUGACGAGAGGCAUAAAAGAAGAGGGGAAAGAAAGUCUGGUGAGAAAAAUGAGAGAAAAUCGACAAGAACAAAUGAUGAUUCUGAUAAAAGUUCCAAUCGAAAGUUCGAUAGUGAGGAUGAAUCAUCCAGCGAGGAGAUGACCGAAAGUAAAAUUAUCAGCGAAGGCAGCGAAUCGGAAUCCGACAGAAAGAGCUCUCGUAAAUAUACGCACCGAAAGCGCAGACAAGGCAGAGAUUGACAACGGAAUUUGGGCAUCGUGGUAUUGUUAUUUAUUUAUUCUGCAAUUCUAGUCAUUUAUAUCCUUUUUAUACAGGCUGGAAUUAAUGGCGGCGUGAUAUUAAUCACAAAAAACAAAACAGUUUUAUCGUAGAGAUUAACGUAAAUAGCAUUUGUAAAGUCAAACUUCCACGUAUAUGCACGAGCACAUGUGCGUAAAUGUUUAAUAGUUCCAAGUAGUAAAAUAUAAAUGUGUUUAUUCACAUCAGUUUAUACGCCAAAUAAUAUCUUGGCGUAUAAAAAAAUGUUGAAAAAUUUUAUCUCAAUCUAAUUUAAUUCAAAGUGAAAAAAGUAUAAUAUCUCUAUAUAUAUAUAUGUGUGUUGUUUUAUUGAAUAAGAUAAAAUAAAGUAAAAGAAUAUCUGUUUAUUCUAAACAGUAAAACCUUCCCAUAAAAUUAUCUCAUUGAUAAAACUAUUUUAAUGAAUAAACAUAACUAUGAACUUAA
Monomorium pharaonis (pharaoh ant) is the source of this 2020-nucleotide messenger RNA. RefSeq names its product transmembrane protein 26. The transcript is spliced from 6 exons. NCBI's taxonomy places the organism in Eukaryota, Metazoa, Arthropoda, Insecta, Hymenoptera, Formicidae. The coding region runs from base 25 to 1536 and encodes 503 amino acids. The record is from RefSeq and is a predicted model, not a curated record.